Tetrahymena thermophila SB210 is the source of this 264-nucleotide messenger RNA. RefSeq lists its product as hypothetical. The record is from RefSeq and is a predicted model, not a curated record. Lineage: Eukaryota; Ciliophora; Oligohymenophorea; Hymenostomatida; Tetrahymenidae. The transcript is spliced from 3 exons.
AUGCUAUUAGAUGCGUUGCUGUUGCCCAUUUGUAUAAAAGACAAGCAAAGACUUUAUUCUGAUGCUUAGAGUUAUAUAUACCGAUAUUUUGGCUAGAAGGUGAAAUAAAUCAGCCAGGUAAAUAGAUAGAUGAUAUUCACAAGUAAAUUAUCCUUUAGAGUGACUUUUCAAGAAAUUAAGAUAGAUCGUUAUUUAAUUGAAGAGAGAGUUGGAAAAUUCUAAUUUUAUUAUGAAAUGAGUGUAAAAUAAGAAGUGAGUUAUUGA